GUUUACACCGGUGGGUGGAGAUGUUCUUUUUCCUCCAUCCAAACUGAACGUUUAAACAUGGUUGUCUCUCUUGAACCCUAGCAUUAACUCAGCCCGACUCUCCCUCGGAACCGAAAGCCGCCUCUCUCUCUCUCUCUCUCAUGGACGAACCAGAAGAGCCAUCUUCCACAAACCCAAACGCCAAACCUCUAUGCGAAGAGUGCAAGUUGAACCCGUCAAAGUACAAAUGCCCCGGUUGCUCUACACGCUCUUGUAGUCUUCUCUGUGUCAAAGCUCACAAACAACGCACUGGGUGCACGGGCAAGCGGCAACAGACUCAGUUCGUCCCUCUCUCUCACUUCGAUGAUAAUCUCCUCCUUUCCGAUUAUAACAUGCUUGAGGAUGUAAAGAGGGUAGCCGACUCUGCUCAGAGAAUGAGACUUAAGCUGGGCGGAUAUCCUCAUUUUAGGCUUCCUUUCCCUCUAAAAAGCCUUCGGAGUGCUGCAGCAAGUCGGAGGACUAAACUCCUGUUUCUUCCAAGUGGAAUGUCAAAGAGAGAGACAAAUCAAUCAUAUUACAACAACAGGAAGAAGUUCAUCUCCUGGUCAAUUGAGUGGCGGUUUCAUGCAACAGACGACGUUGUGUUGAUUGACCAUGGAGUCGAUGAAAGUAAAAGUCUCUGCUCGGUGAUUGAGAACCAUUUAAAACCCAGUCCGUGGAAUCACAAGCUGAAGCAGUUCUGUGAGGAGCCUCUAGACUCGCUCAAAUUUUUCAUCCGUAAAUAUCCGAAGGGUCCUAAAUCACCUUUCCGGGAGUUUGACAUAAAGGCUCCAAUCCGCCAACAACUUGAAAAUUUGGUUAUUUUGGAGUAUCCCGUAAUUCAUGUUUUUCUUCCUUCACACCCUUGCGAUUUUGAAGUCAUCAAGGAUGCCAUUCCUCAGAGAAUAGAGAACAAGCAGUCUGUCAGUAGUAAUCACCCAAGUCCAAAGGGGGUGACCUUUAGGGAGGAGGAGAUAGAAGAUGACCCCUCUCCAAAUCCUCAGGUUUUGGAUCUCAUGAAGUAUUCCAUCCCCGGUAAAGACAAGGUAAUUGAGAAGGAAUUCCAUGAAAAAUUAGACACGCCAUUGUUAGAGACUCAAGCCCAUGAAGCACAGGAUAAUUUAUACAGCUCCAGCACCAAGACCACGAACACAGGAGUGUUUGAGGACACAGAUUUUGAUUUUGAGCAAGGGUUGAUUGAUGCAUACUCGGAUCUUAUUGCACAAACUAAUCCUGAUGACUUUCUUGAUUGGGAAGGUAUGUUUCCUGAGGAAGUGGGACCAGUGGAAAGAAGGGACAACCCGGAUUUCAGCAGAGGCAUCCCAGUGGAGGAUGAGGAGUUAGAGGAAGGUGAGAUACCUGGAUAGUGAGUACUCUGGAUGCUAUAUUGGUUUUGGAGUAUGAAUAUUGAGUUACAGUUAUAGAAGGUGCAUCUCUGAGGAGUUUGUUCCAGAGUCGAGUGUAUAAAGUACACUGGCAUUGUUGUGUGAUGGUCACCGUUGUUUGACUUUGUUUGUUUUGUUUAUUCUUUUCUGUGCUGUAAAAUUUUUGGGGCUAGGGAUGAUGAUUCCAGUGGAGGAUAUGCUAUCUCUGUUGUCUAGUUCAAAAUGUUGGUUUUUGAAUUGAUGGUAAUUGUUCUGCAA
Messenger RNA from Rhododendron vialii, 1661 nucleotides. RefSeq lists its product as uncharacterized. The coding region runs from base 141 to 1385 and encodes 414 amino acids. Gene Ontology annotation, biological process: maturation of LSU-rRNA from tricistronic rRNA transcript (SSU-rRNA, 5.8S rRNA, LSU-rRNA); snoRNA localization; box C/D snoRNP assembly. Gene Ontology annotation, cellular component: pre-snoRNP complex; nucleus. The record is from RefSeq and is a predicted model, not a curated record. The transcript has 5 exons. NCBI's taxonomy places the organism in Eukaryota, Viridiplantae, Streptophyta, Magnoliopsida, Ericales, Ericaceae.